This is a messenger RNA of Vespa mandarinia (Asian giant hornet), 1769 nucleotides long. RefSeq names its product putative hydroxyacid-oxoacid transhydrogenase, mitochondrial. Gene Ontology annotation, molecular function: alcohol dehydrogenase (NAD+) activity; metal ion binding. Gene Ontology annotation, cellular component: mitochondrion. The record is from RefSeq and is a predicted model, not a curated record. NCBI's taxonomy places the organism in Eukaryota, Metazoa, Arthropoda, Insecta, Hymenoptera, Vespidae.
UGAUAGGCAAAUAACAGAGAAGGCAAUAAGCAAGUCGAACAGCAGUCGUUGUAAAGUCGUCUGAACGAAGAGAAAUACGUUCCAAGUGAUUCUCCGUUAUUCUAAUUUUUCUCAUUCUCUUUUUCCGUGAUUUCUCCUGUUGUUCUUUUUUAAUUUUUAUUUUUAUUUAUUUAUUUACUUCCCCCCCCCCCCCCCCCCCAAGAAUUAAUUCAUCUCACGGGUUAGUCUGUAUUCUUCCGUGAUUUUGAAAAAUGCUUCCCAGAAGGCGAGUCGUCGAGCUGCUCCAGGUUAUUUCGUCUCAAUCAUGCAGAUGUCCAGCCCAUGGAAAUCCAGGAGGUAUUACGCCAAUAAUCGAACAGAGUAAAGUCCGUAGCACUAUAGCCAAUUCGAUUCCAUUAAAAGAAUAUGCGUUCGAGAUGGCUUGCUCGACUGUUCGUUAUGGCAUCGGAGUUACAAAAGAAUUGGGACACGAUAUCCAGAAUUUAGGUGCGAAGAAAAUUUGUUUAAUGACCGAUCCAAAUUUAAUCAAUCUUCAACCAGUGAAAUCUGCGAUCGAUAGCUUAGCUAAGCAAGGAAUUGAGUUUGAAGUUUACGAUAAGGUACGAGUGGAACCUACGGAAGAGAGUCUUCAGGAUUCUAUAGAAUUCGCAAAACGUGGAAAGUUCGACGCCUUUGUUGCGGUCGGAGGUGGAUCAGUGAUGGAUACGUGCAAAGCUGCAAAUCUUUAUAGCAGUGAUCCCAAUGCUGAUUUCUUGGAUUAUGUUAAUGCACCAAUAGGAAAAGGAAAACCAAUUUUAGUCAAUUUGAAAGCGCUCAUUGCGGUACCAACGACUACGGGUACAGGUUCAGAAACUACCGGUGUAUCUAUCUUCGAUUAUCGGCCUCUUAAGGCCAAAACUGGAAUUGCAAACAGAGCUCUGAGACCUACCUUAGGCCUUAUCGAUCCGAAGCAUACAUUGAGUUUACCGCAAAGAGUUUGUGCUUAUUCUGGCUUCGAUGUACUUUGUCAUGCUUUGGAAUCGUUUACAGCAAUACCAUACACGGAAAGGACACCAUGUCCUUCCAAUCCGAUUCUGCGACCAGCUUAUCAAGGUAGCAAUCCUAUUAGCGAUGUAUGGGCAAGAUAUGCGCUGCGAGUAAUGUGCAAGUAUUUUGAGAGAGCAGUAUAUAGAGAAGACGACCUCGAAGCUAGAAGCAAUAUGCAUCUAGCUAGUACCAUGGCUGGUGUUGGUUUUGGAAACGCUGGUGUCCACCUUUGUCAUGGUCUUUCUUAUCCCAUAAGCGGUAACGUUCGUAAUUUUCAACCCGAGGGAUAUAGCAAAGAUCAUCCUAUCGCACCUCACGGUCUCUCCGUUGUUAUCUCGGCGCCAGCUGUUUUCUCAUUCACCGGCAGUGCUUGCCCAGAAAGACACCUAGAGGCCGCAGAAUUAUUAGGAACGGACAUUAAGGGAGCAAAACGAGCGGACGCUGGAAAGAUUUUAGCUGAUACCGUAAGAAAAUAUAUGCAUGUAAUGAAGGUAGAAAAUGGUUUGACAGAACUUGGCUUCGAGAAAGAAGAUAUUCCUAUUCUAGUGCAAGGAACUUUACCUCAGCAUCGGAUUACAAAAUUAGCGCCACGUGAACAAUCAGAAGAGGAUCUAACGAAAUUGUUCGAAAAUUCAUUCACAAUUUAUUAAACACGGAUGCCUUCUCAAUAUCGUACAUCAUAUUUUCGUAAUUUUAUACAUUGUUAAUAAAUUGUCACGAAUAAAAAAGAAACCAUUUUUGCA